CACCUACGAGAGGAGCUAACGAAAUCAAGAGGCGAAAGGAAGCAGAGAAAUACUUAUCUGAAGAUAUAUGAAAGCAGAUUCACGAGCUGUGCUGUACUGAAGAAUAAAGCGCCUGGACCAUGACCGCGAUACUGCGCACAGAGAGGCUGCAGCCGAGUGAACUUCAGGCUCUGUUUGGAGAGGAGAAGGAUUAUUUGUGCUCUCUCAAUGAUAUUGUUCAUCACACAGAGGAGUGUGAGCUGCAGUCUGAAGGUGACAAUAUAGAGGCGUGUGACUUAAGUUCUCUUUCCGACCUUGACUAUGAGCAGCCAUGUGCAUCCAUAGAGGAGCUAAAGAGAGAACACCUGAGAAACAUAGCUGAGGUGGGUAAAGUCCACCUGAGCCAAACCAAACCUGGUCAGGGAGAAAGACAGCUUAUUGCUUGCUGGAGACAAAAUGGAGAAGAUACAGAGAGUGAACAGGUGGAGCUCAUCCAGAUUGGAAGAAAGGCUUCAGUGGGCUGUCUGAAGAAUGGUGUUUCUCAUCUGAAGUUAAAGGCUCGGCAGAACUCCUUAGAGGAGCAAAGAAAGUUGUCUCACUUUCAGCAGAACUCAUCUCACAGUGCAGCCAAUCAGGGGAUGGACAACCUGAGACAUAAUUCCAAAGUAACCAUUCCCAAACCGUUUCGCAUGAUGCUUCGUGAAGAGGAUCGCAAACGGCGCAAUGUGAAAACCCGCUCUGAGAUGGAGCUAGAAAAUGAGAGACUGAAGAAAGAACUGGAUGAGUUAAAAGAAUGUAACAAGAAGUUUCGCGCUAAACCAGCCCCCGCCUCCACUUAUUUCCUCUUCUAUGACAAGCGCCCAAAUAAGCUCCAGCGGCAAAAAAAUCUAAUCAACCAAACGGAUCACCAUGGAAACUACCACAAACAAGGCACCCAAAGCCAAUCCCCACCUCUUCCGCAACAGCCAUUUAGCUUCACUGAAAGAGAGCGAAAGAAAAGAGAGAAGAAACUAGCGGAUGAGCUAAACAACCUGACUCCCAAAGCAGAACGAAGGGCGUUCAAAGCCAGACCCAUACCGAGGUCUCUAUAUAGGCCCAAUCUGAGAGCCUAA
Molecule: messenger RNA, 1091 nt
Organism: Cyprinus carpio (common carp)
Lineage: Eukaryota; Metazoa; Chordata; Actinopteri; Cypriniformes; Cyprinidae
Biological process (GO): cilium organization
Cellular component (GO): cilium
Source: RefSeq, a predicted model, not a curated record